AUGAUCAAUGUGCCGAGCGGCCCCUUUGUCUCUCGCGCCGAGGACGCGCGGGCGCGCGCCUGGCUUCGACCGUACGAGCACACAGAGAAACGGAAGGGGAAAAAAAGAGAUCGGAGAAGCCCACGCUCCGAAGGACCGCCAAGAGGCGGGGGAGCCCGCGCCCCCGACCGCCUCCCCCCGCGAGGGGAGACGCCGACCUCACAUGCCGUCCUUCGGAGGCGGCCCAGGCGCCCGGGCUCGGCCCGGCCUCCGCGCGGAGGGCCACGCGGCGCGCGCCGGGCACGCGGGGGGCACGGCGGCCCGCCCGCUCUCGCUUUCACGGGACGACGCGCACACACACACACACGGCUCGGGCCACACGCGGCCGGGGGCGCGGCCGUCGGCCCCCGCACACGCCGGCUCCCCUUCGGCCCCCUUCACCGCGGGGCUCGCGGCGCGCCGCCGCGCCGCCGCGCGGCCGGCUCUCUCUCUUCCACGGCGGCCUCACCCCGCUCGAGACGGCACGCGACGACGGCCGUGCCGCCGGCGCGCCUUCCCGCCCGGCGGGACCGCUCCCGCCGGGCGGGCCAGCGUCCGGGCGGACGCGCUCCGCCGCCGGCCCCGGAGGCGGACGCCACCGAGACCCGAGCCGGCGUCGCCAGCGCCCGAGGCCUGCCGGACGGCAGGCCCCGCCGUCGCCGGGGCCGCACUCCCGGGGCCCCCGCCGCCGCGUCGCACCGCCGGGGCCCCUUGCCUCGGCACGCGCCCGGCGGAAGGCGUACGGCGCUGAGCCGGGGGGCAACGCCCGCUCUCCUCGUUUUCACGCGGAGACCGGGCGGGGGAAGCGCCCCCGCGGCCGCCCGCACGCCUUCCUACGGCCCACACGCGGCCGGGAAGGGCGACGGAGGACGCGACGUGCAGGGCCCGGGACGGGACCGCCGCCGGCGACGGCGGGCGCCCUCCGGCCGACCGUCCCCGCUGGGGGGGACACCCGUCGAGCGGCGCCGCCGCCGCUCGGCACGGGGUCGCCCACGCUCGCGGGCCUCCGCCGACGGAGGGCCCGCCGGACGCUCGCCCCCCGGGCGGGCGGGCGAUCGAGCCGGGCGGGGGACGGCCGGCGGACGGCGCCGCCGGUGCGUUCGAGGAGGAAAGGCCGCCGAGGGGAGAGGGGCCGGACGCGCGGGACGCGGCGCCGCGCGCGCGAGACACCGCGGCAAGCGGGCCGAGGAGAGAGCGCGGCGGGCCCCGGCGGCCGCAACCCCGCGGCCGAGGAAAGGCAGAGAGCGGGCGCUCUCUGCCGGCGUCGCCCGUUACGACGAGGCGAGCGGGUCGGCCCCCGCGGCCGACCGCGCGCCGCGGCCUCUCCGCCGAGGCCGGGCCGCGGAGAGGGGGGGGCAGGGCGCCCCUCCCCGGCGCGGCGCGGUUACCCCCGCGCGCGCGUGCGGCAGGGACGACGACGACGACGACCACGACGGAGGGAGCGCGGCCGGCGGCCGCGGACACCACCGCAGGGGCUCGGCGGGAGUAGCUGCUCCCCACCCCUCAGUGGCGCCGCACCGCCGCCCGGCGACAACCGCCGCCGCCGCCGCCGCCGCCGCCGGCACCGCCGCCGCCACGGCGGGCCGCGCCGAGCCGCCCGAGUCUUUAAACCGCCGCCCGGCUCGCCGGCCCCCUUUCGGCACCCCCGCAGCGGCGUUUGGCGACGCCGAGGGGGAAACCUGGGGGGGAACCGCCGAGGCGCGGAGCGCUAGCGUCCACCGGCGGGGGCGCGCCCGCCGUCUGCCGCCACCACCGCCGCGUCCUUCUCGGGGCCCGGGGUUUCCCUCAGUAGCCCGGCGCUGCGCCCGAGAGGACCGCCGCGGCUCGGGCCGCCCCGCCGGCGCGGGGACGCGGCCCGACCGCCGAGCGCGCCGCGCCCGCGCUGCGCGCGCGCGCCCCGAAGCGCGGCCCGGAACGCCCGGAGGGCUCGGCCCUCGGCCGCGCGAGGGGCACCGCUCGGCCCGAGAGCGGGAGCUCCGCCGGCGCGGCAAAGCCCCGCUCCCCGGUGCGGGAAGGGCCGGAGGAGCCGCCUCCUCCGAGCCCCGAAGGCGCCCCCGCCACCCGCUCCCUCGCCAUUUCCACAUCGGCCGCCGACGGGUGCCACGGCCGGACGGCCGGCCGUCGCUCGACGGGCGAAGCAGCGAGGGGAGGGACGGGCGCGCCUCCGGGAGGGGCCGUGCCGAGCACCCCUCCCUCCCGGCACCCGGGCGGCUUUCUCGCGCGCUCCGAGGAGAGCCGGCCUCGGGAGAACUCGGGCCGCCGCCAGCGGGGCGCCCGCACGCGACACCCGGCGACCGGCGUUCGGCGGCGCCGGCCGCCGUGGGCGGGAGGCUCGGGGCCGGCCGCGGCCCCGCUCCCCGGCGGGGACGGACCGGCGGCAGACCGGCGCGAGGCGGGGGGGAGGAGGAGGAGGAGGAGGAGGAGGAGGAGGAAAGCCGCCGCGACGGCGGCCCGGCGCGCCGCGCUUCGAGGCCCGGCCGCGACGCGCGGUGUAGCGCGGGGUCAGCCCCGCCCGCGCGCACGGUGACGGGCGCGCGCGGCGCGCCUGGCCGCGCCGAGCGGCCCCCCCCCCCCUCGGCUCGCUCUUCUCUCUCCCCCGAAAUCCCCCCCCGCCCGGAGGGUUCCGCGCGCCUCCGUCACUCUCUCUCUGGGGCUGCGGCGCGCGGCCUCGACGGGAAGGGCGUGUGGCCUCCCCGGUGCCGACCGAGGCCGGCGGGCCGGGGGGGCCGAGCGUUCGAACGGAGCGGGCGUGCGAGCGACGCCGCGCGCGCGGCCGGCCGGACGGCCCGGCAACGCGGCAGGCGCCGAGCCCCACCGAAGUUGGACGCCGACCGCUCGGGGGUCGCGUAA
Melospiza melodia melodia is the source of this 2868-nucleotide messenger RNA. Its product is annotated as collagen, type I, alpha 1a-like. NCBI's taxonomy places the organism in Eukaryota, Metazoa, Chordata, Aves, Passeriformes, Passerellidae. The record is from RefSeq and is a predicted model, not a curated record. The transcript is spliced from 4 exons. Bases 1 to 2868 code for a protein of 955 amino acids.